Aspergillus pseudonomiae is the source of this 1398-nucleotide messenger RNA. Its product is annotated as Zn(II)2Cys6 transcription factor. Gene Ontology annotation, biological process: DNA-templated transcription; regulation of DNA-templated transcription. The transcript has a single exon. Gene Ontology annotation, molecular function: DNA binding; zinc ion binding; DNA-binding transcription factor activity, RNA polymerase II-specific. The record is from RefSeq and is a predicted model, not a curated record. NCBI's taxonomy places the organism in Eukaryota, Fungi, Ascomycota, Eurotiomycetes, Eurotiales, Aspergillaceae. The coding region runs from base 1 to 1398 and encodes 465 amino acids.
AUGGAGGACUACCGUCGACCCCGAGUGCACAAGGCAUGUGACGCGUGCGGGCGAAGGAAAGUCCGCUGUAAUGGUCAGCAACGAUGCCAGCAAUGCGAGCACUUGGGCCUAGUUUGCACAUACACUGAUAAUCGGCUCGCGCGAUCAAGGAAGCAUUCGCUGCGUCGAGGAGAGAUUAUCUCGAAACAUAAAACGGAGUCGUCGCUAAACCCACUCCUCGCUCCUGCUUUAUCAUCAGCUUCAGCCUCGUACUUUGAAAGCCUGGUCUCGGAAUAUAUGCGUUUCGUAUACCCAUUCAAUCCCAUCAUGACCGCCGACGAGGUGCAUGACGCAAUCAGCAAAAUGGACUCUGACAGAGAGAACGCGGCAUUUGUAUACGCAUUUGCUGCGGCGACUAUUGACCUGACGCAAUCCAAUCGCCCCACGUCCAGCGCCUCGACGCAGGUCACCCAGCUCAUCAACCAAUCCAUCGAAAUCCAGCCGCCAAUGUUUCUUGGGUUUCGGCCGUCCAUUCUGCGCACAAUGACGAACAUCUUCAUCCAGAUGUGCUUCAUGAGCCUCGGUCAGUACGACCUAGGCUUUGUAUAUUUGCGUGAAGCCAUUGCCAUGAUCCACCUGCUGCGGAUUGAGGACAAGACCGUUCUCGGAAGUCUCCAUCCUACCGAACGAGCCCGACGCCAACGUCUCUACUGGUUAUGCUUCAUCCACGAACGAUUCAUUUCGAUCGUUCACUUCUCUCCCGCCACUCUGUCCCCCCACGACUCCUUCCCUGAGGCUGACCCCAACCUACCCCCCGGAAUCUCCCAGGGCUGGACCCAAGUCAUCAAAACCUUCCUUAUCCUCGAGCCAACCUUCAUCAACUUCUGGAUCGGUGAUAGAAGCCAAGUAUCCGCAAAAUGGGUAGAGCAAAAGCACCGCGAGCUGGACGAUGCCCGCUGGGAGCUCGAAGUGUCGAUGUUAUCCGAGACACAGCAAGCCGAUCUCGUCAUCACCAGACAAUGGAUGCGUACUCUUCUCUGGCAGAUGGCCAUGUCCAACUGCCUUUUGUCCUCUCGUCCUCUCUGUCCGUCCCUGUCCCUUGAACUCCCGCUCCGACUUUCCAGCCAGCUAAGACAAUUCCUCACUAAGAUCUCGCAAAAUACGAUCCGCGUGCACGGAUCCUCAAUCCUCACCAAGCUGAUCGAGAUCAUUAAUACCAUCGCGGAUGUAGUUAUUCAUCUUCCGCAGACGUCACUGGAUGUCACGACUAGCCGUAUCGGGGAUAUCGUAUUUAUGAAGGGUGUGGUGUUUUCGUUUCAUAAUUUCCAGCAGGUAUCGAAGGAUAUCCUUAUUGAGAAAUUCGGCUUGAUUAGGGAUCGGUUUCCGGGAAUUGAGGCUGCUUGCGAGUUGACUGCUUAG